GUCAAAAGCGGGUCAUAUUGCAACAAUUCCUCUUUAUGAGCAAAGAACUGUUACUGCGGAUUGGUAUAGCACCAUUUGUUUGCCAAAAGAUUUCUUUACUUUCCCGAAAAUUAACAACAGACUGCGUAGUAAAAGGUUCCAGUCACCAGAAGAAGCAGUUGACGCAUUCAAAAAUGCCGUUUUAGAUCUGCCAGCAAACGAGUGGAAUAAGUGCUUCGAAAAUUAGUUCGAGCGCAUGCAGAUGUGUAUUAAUCUUUAUGGAGAAUAC
Acanthoscelides obtectus is the source of this 268-nucleotide messenger RNA. The record is from the annotation of a GenBank genome assembly. Lineage: Eukaryota; Metazoa; Arthropoda; Insecta; Coleoptera; Chrysomelidae.